CUGAUGGGUCGCGGGCGGCUCUAGCGGACAGACAACGCGGCCUUCUGAGCUUUUCUGUUUCUCUGCUCCCGGUCUGUGGUCCUCAGCUCGACCAUGGCUCCCAAAGGCGGUUCCAAGCAGCAGUCGGAGGAGGACCUGCUCCUUCAGGAUUUCAGCCGUAACCUGUCGGCCAAAUCGUCGGCGCUGUUCUUCGGGAACGCGUUCAUCGUGUCUGCCAUUCCCAUCUGGUUGUACUGGAGGGUAUGGCAUAUGGAUCUAAUCCAGUCCGCUGUUCUCUACAGUGUGAUGACGUUAGUAAGCACUUACCUGGUAGCCUUCGCGUACAAGAAUGUAAAAUUUGUUCUCAAGCACAAAGUCGCACAGAAGAGGGAGGAUGCUGUUUCCAGAGAAGUGACUCGGAAACUUUCUGAAGCUGAUAAUAGAAAGAUGUCCCGGAAGGAGAAAGACGAAAGGAUCCUGUGGAAGAAGAACGAAGUUGCCGAUUACGAAGCCACCACCUUCUCCAUCUUCUAUAACAACACUCUGUUCCUGGUUCUGGUCAUUGUUGCUUCCUUCUUUAUAUUGAAGAACUUCAACCCCACAGUGAACUACAUUUUGUCCAUCAGUGCUUCAUCUGGACUCAUCGCCCUCCUGUCUACUGGCUCCAAAUAGACCGCUUAUGAAGCUUGGCCCUGCCUUUGUCUCUAGGGGUGGCCUGUGGUAUACAGGAAAGCAUCAGGGUGGCCACGUUGGGAGACACAUACGAUGUUUUUAAUAGUCUGGAGUUUGAGGGUUUAAAAAUGCAGUAGAAUGUAAUUCAGUGUUUGUUUAUUGGCUCUUUUUGACAGAUUGUUGAAAUUAAAUGAAUUGAAAGGGAAACUCAGAGUUCCAGGGCAUUUAUUAAAAGGCAAGAAGUCUUGCAAUGUGCUCUAAUCACGAGGAGAAAAAUAACUUGUUUCCUACAUCUGUCAGAGGUCAUGGUAACCUGGACUGAGCUGUUAUUAUUUAUAAUAGGAGGAAGAAGUUAAUAACUGGUUCUCUGUGUUCCAAGUACAAUAUUACAACUUUUUGAACUGUAAAUCUUAGAGUGAAUCCUCUUCCUAAGGGAUUAAACAGAAGCCUCAUUUUUUUUUUUUUAAACAAGGCUCCAAAUUUGUAAUUUAUAAUAACUCAAAGUUAAAAACAUGGCCUCUCCAAUUUGAGGGAGGGAAACUUGUAGAUUUUUUUAAAAGGCAGCCAAGGUAGUAACCUAAAAAUAGUCCCCAGGCCUAUGAGUGUUGGCCUGCGAGGCUAAAGCACACACUGUUCAGCUGUAUGGCUUGGCCCUGGGUGGCCGGGGAGGUCAGCUUGACCCUGCCAUGUUGGUUUGAUGUGUGAAGUCACUGGGAUCAUUGUUUCUGUGACCAGGCUCUCAGCACCACUGGCAGCGUAUUGAGGGAGACAGCAUUUCUGUCUUGAUUAUUGACACACUAGAGACCAAAAGAACUUCUGUGAACUUAGCCCUGGAAUUCUUUGAGCUGUCCAAGUUUACAGUGGUUUAAGAUGGUUGUCAGCAUUUUUCCAUGAGGGCUUUAAUACAUUUAGCCCCUUUUGCUCAAGGUUCCUUUUGAUUGUGAAAUGCUGAUCACAUUAAUUUUUCGGGGGUCUAGCUAAGAGCAGCCUCAUGUUGAGUGGUCAUCCCCCCAUGUUUCCCCCCCUCCCAUUAUGUACAGAUUCUGUCUUUGUGUGCUAUGACUUCACAGUUGGGAAAAUGCAACACCACGAGCACUGAUUUCAUAUUCCUAUUUGCUGUUUACCACACACAGGAACUUUCUGUAAAGGGUACCUCAAAGGGAAAUAUUACUAAUAUCUAGUUUCUGCUUGUAAACUUAAGAGGAACAUAUGACUAUUUCUAACUGUAAAGAUAUUUACAGAUUAGAGGUAUUUCUGUGCUGGUGGACGUCUCUAUGGUCUGUGCUGAGACCUUAGGGAGCUCAGUUGGCAUGCCCUUGUGUAGUCACGCUACUCCUCACUGUGCAUUCAGAGUCACGUUAUCUAAGUAUUGAGUUCUGUUCAGUGAUACGCUGGUGUCUGAGUGACAUUCCAGGUGAUGUGGAAUGGAUAGGGAAAUGAGAAGAGAUCGAAAGCAAAGUACAUUUCAAUAACACGUAUGAGGUAGUCUGUUUGUUUUAUUUUAAUCAGUAUUUGGCUGGUAACUGUACCAGUUCAUUUAUUUAAUAAAAUGAUAAUUUGAUACACCAUCAAGUUGUUACCAGAAAUGAACCAAACACUUUCUAAGUGACUGCUGUGAACUUGCCACUAGGUGGCGGUGCCUGUGUAGAUGAGGAAAAAGUCACCACCAAUAUUGGACAGUAUGCUCAGCAGCUCAAGAGUAGUAAAAUAGGGAUGCCAGCUUCAAAUUUUUCAUUUUAAUUAGUAACCAAAAGUUUGUUGGGAGAGUGAUUAUGCAGUUUUCUUCUGUCUUGAAUGUUUCCUGUGGCUGUCUUUGCUUUUAACUCUCAAAAUAUCCUCUAGCUCUGUGCUGCCAACUUUCUGUGUGCGAAUUUAUGCAGCCAUAUCAUUAGCAUCCUUUACGGAAUCAGUGUGUCAGUCCUUUGUACUUACAAGUGUGGGCCCUCUUCUCUGACCUCUUCCCCACCACUGCAUGUCGCACAUAGGCUUAGGAGGUGUCAGUAAGACAUAGAAAGUGAAAUCCUGUGGCAGGGUUUGUACCGUAGAAAGAACCCAUGCAUCACACCAGUAAAGUAGGACAGUCACAGUGCUCACAUUCUUUUUUUCUCUUAUGUGUGAUAGGUAGAAUUUUAGUGUUAAGAAUUUUUAUUUCAUGAUUUACUCAUUUAUAACAUAAUAGAAGUCUUGGAUUUAAAUAUACAACUUGUCCUGUUUGGUAUAUUGUUUUAAUUUGGAAAGGAUAAUUUGAAGUUAACUGAAAUAAUGGAAGUUGAAUUUAUACUCUGCAUUUUUAAAAAAAGUUUUGUUAUUAAUAAGUAUGAUUAAACCUUGUUUUUAAAACCA
This is a messenger RNA of Apodemus sylvaticus (European woodmouse), 2994 nucleotides long. It is a transcript of the gene Ssr3, whose product is annotated as signal sequence receptor subunit 3. Bases 94 to 651 code for a protein of 185 amino acids. Gene Ontology annotation, biological process: SRP-dependent cotranslational protein targeting to membrane. NCBI's taxonomy places the organism in Eukaryota, Metazoa, Chordata, Mammalia, Rodentia, Muridae. The record is from RefSeq and is a predicted model, not a curated record. Gene Ontology annotation, cellular component: endoplasmic reticulum; membrane. The transcript has 5 exons.